AUGUUACCAAAAGAAAAACAAAGAACUUUUGAGUUGGAUAAAAGAAUUGAAAAGGAAAUCAUUCCACGCUCCUAUAAAAGUUCCCAACUGGUUGGUGUUUGUAUGGAAAAUCCUCAUGAAGAACAACAACGAACUUUAUUACAUAGAAUUGUUUUAAACAUUAAAAAGCUUAAUGAUGCUUUAGAAGGUGUUAAUGAUCGUAUUCAG
Messenger RNA from Entrophospora candida, 207 nucleotides. The record is from the annotation of a GenBank genome assembly. Lineage: Eukaryota; Fungi; Glomeromycota; Glomeromycetes; Entrophosporales; Entrophosporaceae.